AUGGACGCGCUGCCUCUCCUCCUCAUCCGCAUACGGCGGACGACACUUACUGCUCUCACCUCCCUAGCCUCUGCAAACAGGCUGGCAACAUAUGGUCUACUCUCUCUCUUGCUUGCUCUUUCUGCGGUCGCACAUGCAUGGAGACAGUAUGCCAACUUUUACAGUGCAGCUGUGUUCCUUAGCCGGAGUGCGGGGAGUGUCUUGGCACUGGCGAACUUGGGGUUCUUUUGCACUCUAGUGUUUGGGAGGGUGAUGCAGACUAUAUUCUUCGGUCCUCUCCGACCGUCAGAAGUUGAGAGAUUGUACGACCGCAUCUGGUACUUCCUCACCGAGUCCCUGCUAGCUUUUACAAUCUUCAGGGACUCGUUCGACCCACCUUUCGUGCUCUCCUUCGGCCUUCUCCUCUUCCUCAAGUCCUUCCAUUGGCUCUUACAAGAUAGGGUGGAAUGGAUGGAUCAGGUGCCGUAUCCUGGACCAGGGUGGGGAUUCCAUGUCCGCGUGGGGGUAUUGUUUGGCUUGCUGGGGAGCGCGGAUGUGGUGUUGUUGAGUUGGGCGGUGGCGGAGGUGUUGGAGGAGGGCGUGGGUGGGGUAGUCCUCUUUGGGAAUGAGUACGCGAUCCUUAUCGCCACCCUCCUAAACCUCAUCCUCCGCUACUCGAUCGUCACGUACGACAUUCGCCGUGCCUCUCGCCGAGGGGGGGAGAACGCCCCUCCCUGGCAGGACAAGUCCAUGUGGAUAUUCUACACCGAGCUCUUAACCGAUUUCCUAAAACUCCUCACCUACCUCCUCUUCUUCCUCCUAAUCCUAACGACCCACGGUCUCCCCCUCAACAUAAUCCGCGAAGUGUACCUCACCGCGCGCUCCUUCGUCACCCGUGUGCGUGACCUCAUCCGCUAUAGGUCCGCGACGAGGGACAUGGACGCCCGUUUUCCGGACGCGACGGAUGCCCAGCUUGGAGGGGAUAGAGUGUGCAUCAUUUGUCGGGAUGAGAUGCAUGCGAGGGCUGCUCCUGCCAUUCCUGCCCAGCCCGCGCAACAAGCACCCGCCGCACAUCAGGCACAAGACGGGCCGAACAUGACCCCCAAGACUCUCCCCUGCGGGCAUAUAUUCCACUUCCAAUGUCUGAGGAGCUGGCUCGAGAGGCAACAGAGCUGUCCGACUUGGUACGUUCUCUUUUCCGUUUUUUGUACGUGA
This is a messenger RNA of Dacryopinax primogenitus, 1194 nucleotides long. RefSeq lists its product as uncharacterized. Lineage: Eukaryota; Fungi; Basidiomycota; Dacrymycetes; Dacrymycetales; Dacrymycetaceae. The transcript is spliced from 6 exons. Bases 1 to 1194 code for a protein of 397 amino acids. Gene Ontology annotation, cellular component: cytoplasm. The record is from RefSeq and is a predicted model, not a curated record. Gene Ontology annotation, molecular function: zinc ion binding.